AUGCCAGCGAACAGCAAGGCGCCAGCAGCGACCACCUCCGUCCGCGAGUUCAACAACAUCCCGGCGCGGACGCGAGAGCAGCGCGAGGCUGUUUGUGACAAGGAGCAGCGUGAGAAGGAGCGCCUCCGUGCUCGCAAGGAAGGCUUCGUACGCGUCGACACAACAGCCGCGGGUAGUGCCAUGCUGGUGUACACGCCUCAGAGUCAGGGGUUUAUGAGUGACGCCGACCGCUUCCACUCGGACACUGCCGGAGAGGAGCGUGCAGCUCGCGAAGAUGCUCGGACUCGCACCAAAAUCCACCAGGAGCGACGUCGUCGAGAGGCUGUGAACCGCGACGUGCGUCGCUGGGAGGCCAUGGACGCUGCUUCUGCGGAGGAAAAGCGUCGGUGGGAGGCGCUGCGAGCGUCGGGCUCGAAAGCUCGACGCAACAAGUGCGGCGAACCGUUCAACCCCGUGACACUGAAAUACAACGACGGCAAAGAUAGCGAACGACUUCAAGCUGCAGACGCCGCCAUCAAGCACCGAGCCAUGCUGAGAGCUCAGAACCUGCAGUACCACAAUUCGCGCGAGGGGGUGAACCCCAUCACGGGCGAGUCGGUGCGGCGUGUUCAAACGAGAGACCUCCUCCCACCGCCACAGUAA
Phytophthora sojae is the source of this 642-nucleotide messenger RNA. RefSeq lists its product as hypothetical. Lineage: Eukaryota; Oomycota; Peronosporomycetes; Peronosporales; Peronosporaceae. The coding region runs from base 1 to 642 and encodes 213 amino acids. The record is from RefSeq and is a predicted model, not a curated record. The transcript has a single exon.